GGCGUUCUCUCCGGCCGGGUCCCGCCUAUCCUGGGACUCUGCAUGCCCAGCGCCCUGGCCUCCCGACGUCGCCCAGCUCGGCGACUGCGUUCCUUCAACACGCCUGCCACCAGCCCCGUGCGGACAGAUCGUGGCGUUCACCGUAGACACUUGUCCAUUUACCAGUCUUUAGCAUGUGGGGUCCGUGAACGCCCCCACACUGUACAGAGAGGCCUGACGCCCAUCAAAAACAAGCCGUUUCCCACGAGUCAGUUCUGACUCAUAACAAACCCACAGGCCUCUCACCUGACCCAGCCCACCAGUGGGCUCCUGCCACUAUGGACCUGUUGUUUGGGCGCCGAAAGACACCUGAAGAACUGUUGCGACAGAACCAGCGGGCCCUGAACCGUGCCAUGCGGGAGCUGGACAGAGAGCGCCAGAAACUGGAGACCCAGGAGAAGAAAAUCAUAGCAGACAUCAAGAAGAUGGCCAAGCAGGGUCAGAUGGAUGCUGUGCGCAUCAUGGCCAAGGACUUGGUACGCACCCGGCGCUACGUCCGCAAGUUCGUGCUGAUGCGGGCCAACAUCCAGGCUGUGUCCCUGAAGAUCCAGACGCUCAAGUCUAACAACUCCAUGGCCCAAGCCAUGAAGGGAGUCACCAAGGCUAUGGGCACCAUGAACAGACAGCUGAAACUUCCCCAGAUCCAGAAGAUCAUGAUGGAGUUUGAACGGCAGGCAGAGAUCAUGGACAUGAAGGAGGAAAUGAUGAAUGAUGCCAUUGAUGAUGCCAUGGGUGACGAGGAAGACGAGGAGGAGAGUGAUGCUGUUGUGUCCCAGGUCUUGGAUGAGCUGGGACUCAGCCUGACAGAUGAGUUGUCCAAUCUCCCCUCAACAGGGGGCUCACUCAGUGUGGCUGCUGGUGGGAAGAAAGCAGAGGCUGCUGCUUCAGCCCUGGCUGAUGCAGAUGCAGACCUGGAGGAGCGGCUUAAGAACCUUCGGAGGGACUGACUAACCAGCCCCACCUACCUUGGGGGGGCCACAGGCAUUGCCUGUGGAAUAAAGAUUGGACACUA
Echinops telfairi (small Madagascar hedgehog) is the source of this 1051-nucleotide messenger RNA. RefSeq names its product charged multivesicular body protein 2A (gene CHMP2A). The record is from RefSeq and is a predicted model, not a curated record. Gene Ontology annotation, biological process: late endosome to vacuole transport; protein transport; endosome transport via multivesicular body sorting pathway. Lineage: Eukaryota; Metazoa; Chordata; Mammalia; Afrosoricida; Tenrecidae. Gene Ontology annotation, cellular component: ESCRT III complex; multivesicular body. The transcript is spliced from 6 exons. Bases 318 to 986 code for a protein of 222 amino acids.